This is a messenger RNA of Paramecium tetraurelia, 2547 nucleotides long. RefSeq lists its product as uncharacterized. The record is from RefSeq and is a predicted model, not a curated record. The transcript is spliced from 4 exons. Lineage: Eukaryota; Ciliophora; Oligohymenophorea; Peniculida; Parameciidae.
AUGUUAAGCUUAGAUCAAUAAGAAUUAAUUAUACAGAGAAUAAAAUCAAAAAAGCCAAUAUUCAAGACUAUAUGUGAAAUAGAACAAUUUCCCAAGUUGAUUAAGAGUAGAGAAGCAAUUCAAAAAUCAAUUUUAUCAUAAAUUCAAAGAUCAGUUUCAAAUACAGAUAUGGAUCCCUUGGCAUAUGGAUAAAAAGAAUUAAAAGAUGUGAUGACCUAUUUGGAAGAACAAUUAAAAACUGUUUUCUUACCCUCUCUAAGUUUAGAUGAGAGAAAAAAAUCAAAAUUUUUGAUGAAAUAAGAAUCCAAACAACUUGAUUAUGAGGAAAGCAACCAUCCAAAAAAAUAAAGAGUAGAUAAAAACAAGUGUAGGAAAUGCAAACAAUCAACUAUACCUAUGAUAUUAAACUUAUUAUAACAAACAGAAAACUAGGACACAAAUCCUCAUGUUACUAUGAAAUCUAUUAGAUAAUAAAUCGUGUAAAAAUCAUAGAAAAAAGAAGAAUAGUCAGAAUCUAAAGUACCAUACAUCGCAUUUGACUACUCUGAUCGCAUUAUUAUUUGUAAGAGAUGCAGAUUCAAAUUUCAUGCUGAAUGCGUCUAAGUGCUUGAUAACAUCAAUGAUUGGAUUUGCGAUUAUUGUUUGGACAGAAUAUAGGAACUCAAAAAUUCUAAUUAAUGGGAUUAUAUCAAUAAUAAAUAGUUGAAAUAGCAAAUAUGUCCAACUUCCGAAUAAAAGAAGAUCAAUUUGUCACUAAUAGAAAGAAUUUAGAAAAAAUAGAAAAUCUUUAUUAUUGAAGAAAUGGAAAUCACGCCAUUCAAACCUAUUGAUUAAAUAUCAGACUUCUUAAGGAAAUAUCCACUCUAUAGAGGAUAGAAUGGAAAAAUAAAAUAUCCUGUUUUAGAAAAGUUGGCUCUAGAUUACCCAGAAGUCUUGGAAAUUAAAUAGAAACCAUAACCAUAUAUGAUAAAUUCAAAUUUAGUUGAGGAAAUCCUUAAAAUCUAAACAAGCUAUUAAAUAUUAUUCCCCUAAUGCUAAACUCCUCAAAAUGUUAAUCAAGAUUAUAUUGAGAAAAAUUUCUAUGAAAUUCUUAUGAAUUUGCUUACUGAAUACUUUAAUGAAUUUAUGCAAUCAGACGUAGUCAAAUUUGAUAAGUAUUGCACUUAGGCAAAUGUUUAAGCAAAUGCUUUUUUAGAAAUAAUGAAUUAUUUGUAUGAUCAUUAAGAAGCUUUAAUGAAAGAUCUAAUCAAAAAAACAUGGGUGGAAUGUGUAAUUUAAAUUGAUCAAAUAAUAAACUAUGACUGUGAAUCAAAUAUUAAUAAAAUCGACUUUAGCAAUUUAGAAUUUUCAGAUUAAAUCUACAUUUUAAGUCUAUUAACUGAUGGUUUAUACGAUUUAGACAAAAUGAAGGAACAAAUAAAGUAAAAGGACUCUUCAAAUAAUUAUCGACAAUCCAAUUUAAAAAUAUUAUUUUAACAAAAUUAAUCUGCCUUUAUUAAUUGUGGAACUUAUCUUGGAUAAGAUGCCGAUGAAUAACAAUAUUUUUAUUUUACUCAUGUUCCUAGUUCAAUAUUUGUAGAAACAAUGGCAGGAUGGGGUCAAUAUACCCUCUCAGAUUUAUCAGAAUUGAUGAAUGCACUCAAUUUGUAAGGAGUUAAUGAAUCUAACUUAUUUGAAAACUUAGAAUUAAUAAGUCAAGUCAAACUCUUUGAUAAUAAUACAACUCCCAUAAAAUCAUAGAAUCGAUUAAUUUAAAAAUAGUAAUAUCAUCUUGAAAUCAUAGAAGUUAUUGAAUAGUUUUAAAUUACUGAAGAGACCUAUACCAAAUACUUGCUAUCUAAAAAUUUGAUUUGGAUAGAAAAUAAUAAAAAACAAAAUUUUUACUAAUUAUUAAAGAAUGAGAAAUAGAUUUAGCCUUUAUUAUAAGCACUGAAACUAUUUUUCAAUGGUUUAUUAUUGUUAAAAUCUAAUGAUGGAUAUUUUGUUAAACCAUUCAAAAUUUUUAAAUAAAACUUUGAGCUUGUAAAUUAAUUAGCAAUCUACAUUGAUAAUGCAUAAUCCUAAUAUAACGUGUAUAUUUCUUUAAUCACUUUAAACUUACUCUUAGAAGAGUACCAAUAGUAUCAAUCUUAAAAAGAAUUGAAAAAUAAGAAAAAUCAAGCUCAACGUAAAAUCACUUAAAAAGUUAAUUAAAAAGAGGUGAAAAAUAUCAAGAAGAAGUCCAAAUUAAAACAUAUUGAGGAUGAAUCUUUAGAGUAAGAAUAAAGUCUUUAAUACGCGAACAGUUUGGCUAACAAAAGGGAGAAAAGGGAAAAUGCAGGAAAAAAGUAAUAACGAUUUAUUAACCAUAGUCCAAACAUCAACUUUGAUUAGUAAGUAAAGAAUCAAAAGAAAAUAUCUUGUACUUCUUGUAAGAAAUAGAUUCCCUAGACUACAUAAAGUGUUUAGUGUUCCAGAUGCAGUAAACCUUUUCAUUAAGAAUGUUUAUCAUUAAGAAAAGACUAUUGCAAGGAUUGUGCCAGAAAUAGCAGCAAGAAAUAAAAAUGA